Brassica oleracea var. oleracea is the source of this 924-nucleotide messenger RNA. Its product is annotated as Golgi apparatus membrane protein-like protein ECHIDNA. Gene Ontology annotation, cellular component: Golgi membrane. Gene Ontology annotation, biological process: vesicle-mediated transport; protein secretion. The transcript is spliced from 6 exons. Bases 124 to 675 code for a protein of 183 amino acids. The record is from RefSeq and is a predicted model, not a curated record. NCBI's taxonomy places the organism in Eukaryota, Viridiplantae, Streptophyta, Magnoliopsida, Brassicales, Brassicaceae.
CAUCACGUUCUAGCAAACACGCGCUAGAGUUUGAAGAUCUGUCGGAAAGAAGAUCGGUAUUGUCCAAAUCGGAAAAAAGUGUUUUGUCUUUCUGCUGAUCAGCUUCGGAUCGAUACUUCGAAGAUGGAUCCGAACCAGGCACCGGUUGAGAACUAUGCAAACCCAAAGACAUGUCUCUUCCAUGUUCUCUUCAAGGGUGCUGCGUUGGCGUUUUACAUACUCUCUGCUCUCUUCUUCAACAGCUUUGUCAUAAUCUUUGUAGUGACUGUUCUUCUUGCUGCACUUGACUUCUGGGUGGUUAAGAAUGUGAGUGGGCGUAUACUCGUUGGUCUCAGGUGGUGGAAUGAGAUCAAUGACUUGGGAGAAAGUGUUUGGAAGUUUGAGUCUCUUGACCAGGAGUCCUUGGCUCGAAUGAACAAGAAAGACUCAUGGCUUUUCUGGUGGACGCUUUACCUUGCAGCAGCUGCAUGGUUCAUCCUUGGGGUGUUUUCACUGAUAAGGUUUCAGGCAGACUAUCUACUUGUUGUUGGCGUUUGCUUGUCCCUCAACGUGGCUAAUAUCAUCGGCUUCACAAAGUGCAAGAAAGAUGCAAAGAAACAACUUCAGCAGUUUGCCUCACAGACAAUCGCAUCACGGUUCCAAUCCACGGUUCAAUCUGCCUUCACCCUUGUCUGAAAAAAUGAAAGAUAGGUUUAGUGAGCGCGCAAAGACAGUGUACAAAGAAAGAUUGCCUGAAAAAGAAAAAAGUUCUUUUUUUUUUGACACCGUCUGUUACAUGUACCUUUACAUUUUUCAGACAUACCAUACUUAAACCUUUUUUCGUAUGUCGUAUGAGCUUAUGCGUUAUGUUUAGUCCAAAAAGAAGUUUCAAAACUUUACAUCUCUCUGUUGGCCUCGAUGGUAUGCGACCUUCAUCUUAGGGUA